AUGAAGCCACCAAGUUUUGCCUGUUUCUUUGACAUUGAUGGUGCCAUUACAGAAGGUCCAAAUUUUAUUGCAGCUGCUAAACCAGCUAUUCAAACAUUGAUUCAACUCAAUGUACCUGUUAUAUUUGUUUCAAAUACAUGUAUGCUUGAAUCAGAUAAAGCUAAACAACUUUCAGCUGUACUUGGAGUUACUAUUCAUCCUGAACUAAUUGUUCUUGCUCAAACACCAAUGCGUACAUUAACUGAAUUUCAUAAUAAACA
Rotaria sp. Silwood2 is the source of this 260-nucleotide messenger RNA. Lineage: Eukaryota; Metazoa; Rotifera; Eurotatoria; Philodinida; Philodinidae. The record is from the annotation of a GenBank genome assembly.